AUGGCUGGAGCUCUGACUUUCCUUCUCAUUGGUUGUCUGCUGAAAGGUUCCCUGUGUGAACAGUUUAAGGUCAUUAUGCCGCAGACUGUUGAGGCUCUGAGUGGAUCCUGUGUGACCAUCCCCUGCUCCUUUGACAUAGAGACCAAAUUUGACAAUAACUUAGAUUACACAUGUAAAGCAAUAUGGAAACGUAAAAGUGAUGACAAAAUUGUGUUUGAUAGUGCUGAAAAACCUGGAACAAAUGGAGAACUGAGGGGAAACCUGACAGAAAAAGAUUGCACCACAACCCUCAAUAACACUGUUCUUGAUACCAGCAACACAUAUUACUUCAGACUGGAGUGUAACAAUGCACUCAAAUAUAGUUUUAACAAGGACUUCGAGGUGGUGAAUGUAUUGUUCAAAGCUGAUCCUCCCUCACCGACUCUGACUCCGUCCACACUGGAGGUGAAGGAGGGAACCUCAGUGAGUUUGAACUGCUCUGCUCCAGCUCCCUGUUUGUCUCAUCCUCCAACUCUGACAUGGACCCCCAACCUGGGUGACAGUCGGGAGACACUGCAGGAGAAUCAGAACAAAACUAAAGUCAAGAUCUCUGUUCUGACCUUCACUGUUUCUCACCUCCAUCAUGGAAAGACCAUCUCCUGUACUGUCACCUACAGCAAACAAGAUGGCAGCACUGUGGCAUCUGUUAGCACAAGUUUAACAGCUGAUAUUUCAUAUUCACCCAAAGACACCAAAGUGUUUGUCAGUCCCUGUGGUCCAGUACCAGAGAACAACAAUGUGACUCUGACAUGCAAUAGUUCUGCCAACCCAGUCGUAAGGAACUACACCUGGUACAGAGCUGAUGGAGGACAGGAGACUUUCAUCUGGACUGGACAGACUUUAAAUAUUAAAGCUUCUAAACUCACUGGUCCUUUUUUCUGCACGGCUGAAAAUGAUCUUGGAGCCGAACGAUCCAACAUCAGUCAAAUAGAUGUUCGAUUUCCUCCACAGAUCCUGCUCUCAUCUGACUGCACUAAAACUGCAAACCAGGUCAACUGUUCCUGUGAGACAGUGGGAAACCCUUCUCCCAUUUUACACUGGUAUUUGGAUGGGCUACCUGUCAGUCACUCUGACAAGUUUGCAGUCAGCAAUGAGUCUCUAAAUGGCACAGGUCAAGUGAUGUUGUCAGUCUUCAUCACCACAGUUGUCGCUCUACUAGUACUAGUAUGUGCUCUGCUGUUUGUAAUCAGGGCUCAGAGGACUCGCCUUAAACUUCAUAGGAGUCGGUGCACAGGUGACACCAGCGUUGCUAUGAGACAAUUUCUCGCAAGAAGCGAGGGAAAUGAGGCACCCAACACAACAGAAGAGGGCAUUUAUGUCAACACCGAUAGGCUGAGACAGGCACACGUCCCCCACCCUGCAACUACGUCUGAGCCAAUUAGCACCAAUUUACCAAGCAAUGCAGAAGGAGCCAGAAAAUUUUCAGGGAAGAAGAAUGAGGAAGGGACACAUACGGUUUACUCCAAUGUGAACUGGAAGAAGAAAAGCAAGAUGAAGCAGCAAGAAGAAUCUGUGGACAUGGAUCCACCCGGUAGCUCCUGUCUGGAGGAGGAGAGGUGCAUGGUGGGAAGCAUGAGCGAUGCACUGACGAUGGGAAACAUAUCUGGUGAAGUGCAGCCUAGAAAUAUGAAGAGGGAUAUGCGAUGUUCCCUGUGUGAACAGUUUAAGGUCAUUAUGCCGCAGACUGUUGAGGCUCUGAGUGGAUCCUGUGUGACCAUCCCCUGCUCCUUUGACAUACAGACCAAAUUUGACAAUAACUUAGAUGACACAUGUAAAGCAAUAUGGAAACGUAAAGGUGAUGACAAAAUUGUGUUUGAUAGUGCUGAAAAACCUGGAAUAAAUGGAGAACUGAGGGGAAACCUGAAAGAAAAAGAUUGUACCACAACCCUCAACACUGUUCUUGAUACCAGCAACACAUAUUAUUUCAGACUGGAGUGUGACAAUGAACUCAAAUAUAAUUAUGACAAGGACUUCCCAGCAGUGAAUAUAUUGUUCAAAGCUGAUCCUCCCUCACCGACUCUGACUCCGUCCACACUGGAGGUGAAGGAGGGAACCUCAGUGAGUUUGAACUGCUCUGCUCCAGCUCCCUGUCUGUCUCAUCCUCCAACUCUCACAUGGACCCCCAACCUGGGUGACAGUCAGGAGACACUGCAGGAGAAUCAGGACAAAACUAAAGUCAAGAUCUCUGUUCUGACAUUCACUGUUUCUCACCUCCAUCAUGGAAAGACCAUCUCCUGUACUGCCACCUACAGCAAACAAGAUGGCAGCCCUGUGGCAUCUGUUAGCACAAGUUUAACAGCUGCUGUUUCAUAUUCACCCAAAGACACCAAAGUGUUUGUCAGUCCCUCUGGUCCAGUACCAGAGAACAACAAUGUGACUCUGACAUGUAAUAGUUCUGCCAACCCAGUAGUAAGGAACUACACCUGGUACAGAGCUGAUGGAGGACAGGAGACUUUCAUCGGGACUGGACAGACUUUAAAUAUUAAAGCUUCUAAACUUACUGGUCCUUUUUUCUGCACGGCUGAAAAUGAUCCUGGAACUGGACGAUCCAACAUCAGUCAAAUAGAUGUUCGAUGUGAGUAUCACAUGAUUCAGACUUUUGUUACAUGA
Messenger RNA from Toxotes jaculatrix (banded archerfish), 2649 nucleotides. RefSeq lists its product as uncharacterized. The coding region runs from base 1 to 2649 and encodes 882 amino acids. The transcript is spliced from 11 exons. NCBI's taxonomy places the organism in Eukaryota, Metazoa, Chordata, Actinopteri, Toxotidae. The record is from RefSeq and is a predicted model, not a curated record.